CAAACAUCUCUGACCUUCAUUCAUUCCUUCUAUCAUCUUAAAUGCCUCUCCGAUAACGCAUUCCAUCAGCAUGGCGGACGAAGACCGCCCAUAUCAGCCUUCUCUCCCUUGGCGAAUCACCUCCUCCGCUACCAUCGGGACAGUGGGUCUCUUAUGCCGAAGCUUUUUAUUCGCGCUCAACAGAACCGAAGUCCAUGGUCUUGAUCGAUUUCUCGAGAUUCUUGAUGAUAGGGAAGAUGACAAGGGGAGGACGAGGGGUUUGGUGACGGUGUCGAAUCACACGAGCGUACUCGAUGACCCUCUGAUUUGGGGUGUUCUUCCGUUUCGCUACCACUGGACACCGAAUAACAUGCGCUGGUCGAUGGGAAGUUACGAUAUUUGUUUCAAGAAUGGAAUGCUGUCCGCUUUCUUCAACUAUGGAAAUACAUUACCUACUCAUCGGUCUGCGCAUUCGAAAUUCGGAGGAUUGUUUCAACCGACUAUGACGGAGUGCAUCAAAUUACUGAGCGAUCCGCAUCGGUCGAAGAAGGGACACGUCGCUCACAUAGAAGAUGGCUCAUUGUCGUCACCGUCUUCGAUGGUAUCAAUACCCACCUCGGACCCUUUUACUUCAGGAGAGCUGUCGUAUACCUACUCUACCAAUGGCACGGACAGCUUCCCUUCGCCUUCGGCAUUUCCUUGGCGAAGACACAGCUGGGUCCAUAUUUUUCCGGAAGGCAUGAUUCAUCAGCAUCCUGCUCGUGUGAUGCGAUACUUCAAAUGGGGCGUUGCACGAUUGAUCCUGGAGUCAGAGCCUUGUCCUGAUGUGGUACCGAUAUGGAUUGAUGGGCCUCAAGAAGUGAUGGACAAUGAGAGGGGGUGGCCAAGAUUCCUGCCCAGGGUAGGGAAAGAUGUGAAGGUGGCGUUCGGGGAGAGGGUCGAUAGGGAGAAGCUUUUGGAGCCUUUUCGGGAGAGGUGGCGGAAGUUGAAAGAAAGGAGAGUGGGAAAGGAGCAGAAGGAGGUGGAGCAGUUGGGCGUCGUGGAUGACGAAGAAUUGAGAUAUGGGAAAGAAGCGCAGCAAUUGAGGAUCGAAGUCACACUUGCGAUUCGUGAUGAGGUUCUGAACGUGAGGAGGCAAUUCGGACUACCUGAUGAGGACCCCAAAAGGAGUUCGGCUGAUAGCUACCGGGAAGAAGGCAUUUAUGGCCGUGAUGGCUUUGGUGAUAUUCAUGGUGUGAAAAAGCUUCCGGAUGGCAGUACCACAAAAGACAUGUAGAUUACAGCGAUGGUAGCCGUGGCCCAGCUCAAUUGCACAAUAGUUUCAAGGCAGCAGUGGUUGCAGAUAGGGC
This is a messenger RNA of Cercospora beticola, 1328 nucleotides long. It is a transcript of the gene TAZ1, whose product is annotated as lysophosphatidylcholine acyltransferase. Lineage: Eukaryota; Fungi; Ascomycota; Dothideomycetes; Mycosphaerellales; Mycosphaerellaceae. Gene Ontology annotation, molecular function: 1-acylglycerophosphocholine O-acyltransferase activity. The record is from RefSeq and is a predicted model, not a curated record. Gene Ontology annotation, cellular component: mitochondrial membrane. Gene Ontology annotation, biological process: inner mitochondrial membrane organization; cardiolipin acyl-chain remodeling.